This is a messenger RNA of Rangifer tarandus platyrhynchus (Svalbard reindeer), 324 nucleotides long. The record is from the annotation of a GenBank genome assembly. Lineage: Eukaryota; Metazoa; Chordata; Mammalia; Artiodactyla; Cervidae.
AUGCUGCUGCGUGGCGACUCUUCAGCAGCUCCCAGUGAGAGGGUCCCCACUUCUCCCGGCGGCUCAGGCCACGCAUGCCCUGUGUCUCAGUGGCCUGAAGGAGUCACCCACUGUGGCUGUGGUGAGGAGGGUCUGUGGAGCCUGGAGCCCCCGAGGCACCUGCAGAAGCAGGGUAGGUUCCCUGCCCUCUUGGAGAGUUGUCCUGUUGAGGGGGGUGAUACAACUUACUUUUCUGUUCUCCCACCUCCUCCCCAACCUACCCCCCUCCACUCUGCCUCCCCAGAGUCUCACAUUCAGUUUCCAGAGUGGGCUAUGAUUGUUUGA